AAAAUAAAAACUUGUUACAGCAAAAUGACAAAUACUGAAAAUGAUGCAAGAGAAUUAGAAGUUGAUGAGCGCAGCAAGGACAGAGGUCGGGAUGACCAGAGUAGACAUCAUAAACACAAGCACAAAGAGAAAGACAAGAAAGAGAAGAAAAAACAUAAACAUAGAUCACGUUCCAGGUCACGAGAUAGGAAAGAUCGUAAACGUCAUCGAUCUCGUUCAAGAGAUAGAGAUGAUAAAGAAGGGACAGAAGUUAGAAUGGAAAAGAAAAAGAAGUUGUUGGAAAAUGAAUUGGCAACUGAAGAACUGGAGGAAGGGGAAUGGACAGCCCCUACUAAACGUGAACCUCUGUCACUUGAAGAGAUGAUUGCAAAGAGAAAUGAAGAGAAAAAAGCAUUAGAAAAACCUAAGUUCUUGACAAAAGAGGAGCGGGCUGCAGAAGCAAUAAAAAAGCGCCAGCAGCAAGUGGAAGAAAAAAGAAAGAAAAUUGAGGAGGAAAGAAAUGCUAGAGAAAAAUUACUAAAAGAAGCUGAACGAAGCAGAGAUGAUUAUGACCGUGAUCGAUAUCGUGAUAGGUACAGAAGAGAACGUGAAUAUGAAGAACGUGAAAGAGAGAGGGAUAGAGAUAAGGACAAAACCAAAAAAGAGGGUACGGAAACAAAGGUGGAGCAGGUUGUUCUUACUGGCAGAGAUCGAGAAAAAGAAUUGGAAGCAAUAAAGAAUCGUUAUCUUGGUGUUGCUAAGAAGAAGAAAAAAGUUCGACGUUUAAAUGACAAGAAAUUUGUUUUUGAUUGGGACGCUAGUGAGGAUACAUCACAGGAUUAUAACAAACUGUAUCGGGAAAGACAUGAAGCUCAAUUUUUUGGCAGAGGACAAAAAGCUGGAAUUGAUGUGAAGACGCAAAAGAAAAGUAGCAAAUUUUAUGAACAGUUAAUGGAGAAACGAAGGACAGAGUCAGAAAAAACACAAGAAUUAAAGAACAAAAAGAGACUGUUGGAUAAGGAAGAUAAGUUAGCAUUGAAAGAGAGACAUUGGGCAAAGAAAGAGUUAUCAGAAAUGGCUGACAGAGAUUGGCGUAUUUUUAAGGAAGACUUUAACAUAGCUGCAAAAGGUGGCAAAAUACCGAACCCUAUACGUUACUGGCGAGAAUCUAGUCUUCCGACGGAUAUAUUAGAUGUGAUAUACGAGUUAGGUUACACGGAUCCAACUCCGAUUCAAAGGCAAGCCAUUCCAAUUGGAUUGUUAAACCGCGAUAUUAUUGGCGUGGCUGAAACAGGUAGUGGUAAGACAGCCGCUUUCGUCCUUCCUUUGUUAGUAUGGAUAACUGGACUACCAGAAGCAGACAGAAAUUCUGUUAGUGACAAAGGUCCCUUUGCAAUUAUUCUUGCUCCGACCAGGGAGUUAGCACAACAGAUUGAAGAAGAAACAAACAAAUUCGCGAAAAAGUUGGGUAUCAGGACUGUUGCAGUCAUCGGUGGUCUUUCAAGGGAAGAACAAGGCUUUCAACUUCGUCUAGGUUGCGAGAUUGUUAUCGCAACACCAGGUCGUCUCAUAGAUGUAUUAGAGAAUCGGUACCUAGUAUUGAGUCAGUGUUCUUACGUUGUAAUGGACGAAGCAGAUCGUAUGAUUGACAUGGGCUUUGAGCCCGACGUGCAACGCAUACUUGAAUUUUUACCUGUCACCAAUUUAAAACCCGACACAGACGACGCUGAAAAUCCGGACGUUAUUGCAAAAAACUUGACAUCGAAGGAUAAAUUUCGACAGACUGUUAUGUUCACAGCUACUAUGCCUCCCACGGUUGAACGUUUAGCGCGGUCAUAUUUAAGACGUCCUGCUACUGUACACAUUGGAUCUAUUGGUAAACCGGUUGAUCGAGUGGAACAAAGAGUUUACAUGGUAUCCGAAAACCAAAAGAAGAAGAAGUUAUUGGAAAUUCUCCACUCUGAACUAGAACCUCCUAUUCUUGUGUUCGUCAACCAAAAGAAGGGUGCUGAUGUUUUGGCGAGGUCACUGGAGAAGCAAGGAUUCCGUGCGACAACUCUUCACGGUGGUAAAGGUCAAGAACAGAGAGAGUUCGCGUUGAACAGUCUGAAGGAUGGUUCGAAGGAUAUCUUAGUCGCCACUGAUGUAGCUGGGCGUGGUAUCGAUAUUAAGGAUGUUUCCAUGGUUAUUAACUACGACAUGGCUAAAAAUAUUGAUAGUUACACCCAUCGUAUUGGUCGAACAGGUCGUGCUGGUAAAAGUGGUAUUGCUGUCACCUUCCUCACGCAGGACAAUUCCGAAGUUUUCUAUGAUCUUAAACAGAUGUUGGUAAACAGUUCGGUUAGUUCCUGUCCGAACGAUCUCAUGAACCAUCCGGAAGCUCAACACAAACCUGGGACUGUUUUAACGAAAAAACGUCGCGAAGAGACUAUUUUUGUCUAAACUGUACUUAGCCACAUUUACAGUCGUGUUUUACGUCCAAACGUGUUGCGGGAGAACAUGUUACCGUUAUUUUACGUGUUUAUCGAUACGAUCGAUUCCAAUGCGUGUAAAAGGAAAAAGCAGAUGUAUUAUUUAAAAUCACAAGUAGAGAUCUGA
Messenger RNA from Hydractinia symbiolongicarpus, 2577 nucleotides. RefSeq names its product probable ATP-dependent RNA helicase DDX23. Gene Ontology annotation, cellular component: catalytic step 2 spliceosome. Lineage: Eukaryota; Metazoa; Cnidaria; Hydrozoa; Anthoathecata; Hydractiniidae. Gene Ontology annotation, molecular function: RNA binding; ATP binding; RNA helicase activity. Gene Ontology annotation, biological process: mRNA splicing, via spliceosome. The record is from RefSeq and is a predicted model, not a curated record. The transcript is spliced from 30 exons. Bases 25 to 2421 code for a protein of 798 amino acids.